Molecule: messenger RNA, 1626 nt
Organism: Chelonoidis abingdonii (Abingdon island giant tortoise)
Lineage: Eukaryota; Metazoa; Chordata; Testudines; Testudinidae
Gene: SPINT4
Product: serine peptidase inhibitor, Kunitz type 4
Cellular component (GO): extracellular region
Molecular function (GO): serine-type endopeptidase inhibitor activity
Source: RefSeq, a predicted model, not a curated record
CCUGUGCUGCGCCAGCCCCACUUGCCUGACAGCUUAAAUCUGCCCUGCCUGGGCCCGGAGGAUCGAGACUCGGCAUCGCAGCACCAUGAAGUCAGCUGGCAUCGUGCUCCUUGUGGCCCUGCUCUCGCUGUGGGCCAAGCUGCCUGCUGCAUCUGGAGGAGACACGUCGACCGCAGCACCUGCUAAGGAUGGUUUCUGCUACAAGGUGGCCCCAGCGGGUGGUGUGUUUGAUGGGGAGAACUGUGCUGCCUGCCUGGGGAACAACUCCUGCUCCACCUGCUGCACCGACGCCGACUGCCCCGGCAGUGAAAAGUGCUGCCCGGACGAGUGUGGCUACACCUGCCAGAUGCCAGUGACAGAUCUCUGCCACCUGCCGUCUGUGUGCGGCUAUUGCAAGGCCAGGUUCCCGCGGUGGUUCUACAACUGGUCCAGCCAGGCCUGUGAGGAGUUUGUGUACGGCGGCUGUGGCGGUAACAGGAACAACUUUGAGACGAAGGAGGAAUGUCUGAAGGCCUGCAGCUCGCCUGGCACUGCCUAGCCCUGGAUGGCAUGGGGGAGCCGAAGAGGAAGCUGCUGUUCCUGCCUGCUGACCGACUUCCUGGGAACAAUUUCUGUCCCUUUCUGCGGGAAACGAUUCUCCAUGCCUGGGGAGCCCAGACCUUGCUCCCCCGGACAGUGCAGCAGGGUUUGGCUGGAGGCAGUUGCAUAGUCUCCCAGGUGCAGAGCCAGCCCCUGCGGCCCUCAACCUGGCCCCAGCCCCAUUACCGUUCUGCAGCUAGGGACAUGUGUGCUGUCACAGAGCCAGGCAGGGGCUGCUAGUACAGCCCCGGCUUGCCUGACUGAUAGCGCCCACCACGUUGCCCUGCACAAACGCCCCUUUUCCUGGGACCUCGCGGGGCUCUGUGGGGUUAAAUACAAGGACUGACUUUUUUCAAACAGAAGUAGGUCAUGUCGCUCCCGCCCUUCGGAGGGGAGGGAGCUGUGCAUGCACCUCUGGCUGGAGUGCAGACUCUGCCACCGCUUCCGUACUGGAGGGGGCUGCGGGGGCACUUGGACUCCAGGGCACAUUGGCUGGUGGGAGUGCAGAGCUCUAGGGAGUGUAUAGGCAACAGGACCCCCUGCGAAGGCCCCACCAUGAUCCUCUUUCUCCCUGCCUGCUGCUCCGCACCCGUCACUACAGUGACUCUCAUGCCAGCAUGUGCUUUCCUUGAAGUACCAGCUCCUGGAGUCAGGGGAGCACAAGAAUCUCAGCUUCAUUUAAAACAAUGGCUGUGCAGAAAAGCCUGAAAUCGCAGCCGGGGCAUGAACAACAGCCCCAGCCAGCAAAGAACAAGGCUCAGGGCUUACUACUUUGGACAGUCUCACGAAUUUCUAGUUCUUUUGGCUGGCAACCCUGCCACUCUCCAGUCUCAUCCUUCGUGUCAGAAGCACCCAUUUUUAUCUGCUGGGCCUGCCCUGUUCACCCACCCAGCUAUAACAAGAGGCAACGUGGUUAAGCUAAGGCACUGGCUGGCAGCCAGAAGACUUGGGUUCUAAUCUCUGCCCUGGGACUGUGGGCAGGUGUGAUGAAGUGGGACUGGUUUUAAUGUUCCCUCUGAAUACUCUGUGGGGGCCUCAGUUCCUGGC